AUGAAUAAAGUCGAGAUCUUUGGCGAUUUGGCGCCGUGGGCUGAGCCCGCUUGGUAUACUACCUUGGCUUCGCCAUAUUACAAUGACAGUCACCGACGUCUACGUAAAGCAAUUCGAAGCUACGUUGAUGAACAUGUCCUGCCUUAUGAGGACGAAUGGGAGGAAAAUGGUCAAGUGCCAAAAGAAGCCGCAAUGGCUUUUACGAAGGCCGGUCUAGUGUUGCAAGAUUUCCCCCGCAAGUAUCGGGAGAGGGCAGGUGUUAAGUAUAUUGGCGGCGUAGCUCCAGAAGAUUACGACGUAUUCCACUAUAUGGUGCUGCAUGACGAGCUGUCACGCAUAAAAACCGGAGUACAGGCCGGCCUCGCAGGAGCGUCUUCGAUCGGCGCUCCUCCAGUACUUGCGCAUGGCACAGAAGCACAGAAAGACGCUUGGCUGCCCGGGAUAUUCACUGGCGAAAUUUCAUUCUGCUUGGGCGCGACCGAGCCUACUGGUGGCUCAGACCUGGCCAAUCUACGCACGACCGCUCAGAAAACUCCAGAUGGUCGGUACUAUGUUGUUAACGGACAUAAGAAAUGGAUAACUGGAGCACUCUCAGCUACACACAUGACCACUGCCGUGCGCACGGGUGGUCCUGGUGCUCAAGGAGUAUCGGUACUUGUGAUUCCUACAAAUUCGGAAGGAUUUUCGGCUAGAAAGAUCAAAAACAGUGGUAAUAAUGCUGGCAAUUCAUCAUGGAUAACGCUCGAAAAUGUCAAGGUUCCUGUGACGAACCUGAUAGGGAAAGAAAACGCAGGUUUCAAAGUCUUGAUGACGAACUUCAACAAAGAACGUUUUCUUAUUGCUGUGGCCAUGAAUCGUCAAGCACGCACUUGCUUGUCGACCGCUUUUGCGUAUGCACAGGAUCGCGUCACGUUUGGUAAACCCCUCUUCGACAAUCAAGUAAUCAGGCACAAGCUUGCCAAUGUCGCUAAGGAUAUUGAAGCGCACUGGGCGUGGAUCGAACAGAUUGCGUACCAUGUACAUGUUAAUGGUUGGACAGAUGAUGUGGCGAGUCGCAUUGCUAUGGCCAAAAUCUUUGGGGGUCGCAUGCUCGAAUUGGCAUGCCGAGAAGCGCAGCAAGUGCUUGGCGGCGUUGGAUACCAGAGGGGUGGGGUUGGUGGUGCGGUGGAGCAGAUCAGUCGAGAUUUACGUGUCAUGGUUGUUGGUGGAGGAAGUGAGGAGAUAAUUGGCGACCUGGCCGUGCGUCAAGAGCUCGCGUUGACGCAGCGGAAGGAGAAGUUGAAUUCCAGACUGUGA
Molecule: messenger RNA, 1296 nt
Organism: Aureobasidium melanogenum CBS 110374
Lineage: Eukaryota; Fungi; Ascomycota; Dothideomycetes; Dothideales; Saccotheciaceae
Product: acyl-CoA dehydrogenase
Exons: 5
Coding region: 1-1296 (431 amino acids)
Molecular function (GO): oxidoreductase activity, acting on the CH-CH group of donors; flavin adenine dinucleotide binding
Source: RefSeq, a predicted model, not a curated record